Messenger RNA from Plasmodium relictum, 813 nucleotides. Its product is annotated as conserved Plasmodium protein, unknown function. NCBI's taxonomy places the organism in Eukaryota, Apicomplexa, Aconoidasida, Haemosporida, Plasmodiidae. The transcript has a single exon. The coding region runs from base 1 to 813 and encodes 270 amino acids. The record is from RefSeq and is a predicted model, not a curated record.
AUGAAAAUAUCUUAUAAAAUGUUUCUAAGUAAAAUAUUUAUAUUCAUACAAUUUUUUUUUUUAACUUUUUUCAAUAUUAAAUGUAUUAAAAGAACAAAAUUAAAGAAUCACCUAUAUUUUAAAAAUAAUAACCAUUUCAAGAAAAUAAAUAAUAAGAAUACUAAGUAUGGGUUCAUAGGAUUUCAUAGCAAGAAAUAUUAUUCAUUAAAUAUAAAUAAAAAUGGAACAAUUCAAAAUAAGGACACUAUGAAAAAACAUAAACUAAAUAUUAUAUAUUUACAAAAUUCUGAAAAACCAAUAAAAGAGUUUAAAAAUAUUUCUUUGAAUGAAAAAGAUAAAAAACAUCUAUGGAAUAAAUUAAUUAAUAAAAUAAUAGUUAAUAAAGUUAUCUUAACAAAAUAUUUCCUUGCUGGAACUUUUUGUUUAGCUUCAUUUUCAUUAUACAAAUUUUUGUUAAAUAAAAAAAUUGAACUUGUUAUUAAAAAUAUCUUUAGAGAAAAGUUAUUAUUUAUGAAUAUUCCAAAAACAAGAAAACAUUACUUUUUAUCCAUAUCUUUAGCUGAAUUUAGAUCAUCACCUUUGUUUUUUUCAACAAUUUUAAUUGCAUCAUAUUCUUUAUAUAUUAUCUUAAAAGUUUACGUGGAAAAAUAUAAAGAAGCAAAAAGGAUUAAAUCAGCAAUUGAUGCUUAUAAUAAAAAUAAAAAUGAAUACAUAAAUACAGGUGUAGAUUCUACAAAUGAAAAUGAUAUUGAUUAUUUUGAUAAAUUAGAAGAAAAUAAUGAUUUUAAUAAACAAGAAGAAGAUUUUUUUUAA